CUCACCAGACCUGGCAACACGGUUAAGCUAGCAGAGCAGCACAGAUUCGUUUCGACGGAGGUUUUUCAAAAAAAUGUCUAAAGUUGAGUUAAUGAGAGAGUUAGUGAGUCAGCGUUUAGCUGCAGCCGCCGAAGACAUCUAUAUUCUGUUUGAGAGAACCUUUGUAGAAUAUGAGCAAGAACUUAAGCGGUCAAAAGAGGAGAACAGCCGACAGCAUAAACUGCUACAAGCUGUUUUUGGUCAGUUUCAAGUACAAGUAGCAGAUGAACAGCAGGUGGUGUUGGUGGGCAAACAACCUGAGAUUCCUCCUGAGCAGCCGGACUGCAUCGUAUGUGUGGAUGUGGAGGAUGCACAGUCCUUACAGAUGAAGGAAAAACAGCUCGAACCUGGGAUGAGUCUGCAGCAAGCACGGCUUCAGAGUCUGGAUGAGGCUGAUAUCCUGAAGACGCCGUUUCCGCCUGUUCAUGUGGAGAGUGGAAAUGAUGGCGAGAAGCCUCAGUCCUCCCAGCUUCAUCACAUCCGAGCAGAGUUUGCAGAUGAGUCUUUGUCCAACAUCUUAACUGAGCAUGUGGAAGCAGAAAUUGAUGGACAGUCGUGUGGAGGAUCAGAAAUCGGCAACCCGGAUCUAGAGAGUCAUUUCCAGCUGCGCCCCGGUGACAGCAGUACAAACCCAUCUGAAUCGGAGACUGAAGACAGUGAUGACUGGAUCGAGACCAGCAAGCGGGAACCAGGUUUGAACUGUCCAAAAAAUGACGAAGUCUCUGUCAAUGAUACUGAAACCAAAACCUCAGAGAACCCAUUUAGCGGCUCUGUUAUCGAUGAAGAACAGGGCCAUAUGACAGGAUUUUUGAGAAGUCACACAGGGAAGAAGAAACCAUUUAUCUGUUUUAAGUGUGGGAGGCGAUUUAGCCAAGAGGGCACUCUGAACAUACACAUGAUGAGUCACAGUGAAGAGAAUCCGUUUAGCUGCAAAGUCUGCAUGAAAAUCUACAGCUCCAAGAGCCACCUGAAGAGACACAUGGCAGUUCACACAGGAGAGAAACCAUUCAGCUGCUCCGUGUGUAACACGAGGUUCACACAAAAAAGCAGUCUGAACACACACAUGAAAAUCCACACAGGAGAGAAACCGUUUAGCUGCUCUAAGUGUAGUAAGCAGUUUAGCGAGAGGAGGAGUCUGGAGAAACACAUGCUUACUCACCUUGGCACAGGCGAGAAGCCUUUUAGCUGCUUUAAAUGUGGGAGGCGAUUUCGGCAAAAGGGCACUCUGAAUGUACAUAUGAUGAGUCACAGUGCAGAGAAACCAUACUGCUGCACAGUGUGUGAUAAAGGAUUUGGCUCUAUGAGCCAUCUAAAAAGACACAUGACAAUUCAUGAGUAAUAAAUUAGGAGAUAAGUCAUUUAUCCAUUCGUGAGUGUGGACAGAUUUGGCUUUCUGAUGAGAAACCACUUAGUUGUUCAGUUUGUGCUACACGGCCAUACAGGACAUUCAGCUGUUGAGUUCAUAAGAAACGUUUUUCUUGAUGCAAAAAAAAAAAAAGAAAAACAUUUUAAAUUUCACAAGACUCUGCACGGAAGAUCUUUAUUGUUGCGAAAUUUGUGGUAACAGUUUAACAAAAAAAUAUAAUCUGAGACACUUGGCAUUCCACAGAGGAU
This is a messenger RNA of Thalassophryne amazonica, 1653 nucleotides long. Its product is annotated as zinc finger protein OZF-like. Gene Ontology annotation, biological process: regulation of DNA-templated transcription. NCBI's taxonomy places the organism in Eukaryota, Metazoa, Chordata, Actinopteri, Batrachoidiformes, Batrachoididae. Gene Ontology annotation, molecular function: RNA polymerase II cis-regulatory region sequence-specific DNA binding; DNA-binding transcription factor activity, RNA polymerase II-specific. The coding region runs from base 74 to 1378 and encodes 434 amino acids. The record is from RefSeq and is a predicted model, not a curated record. The transcript is spliced from 2 exons.